Polypterus senegalus (gray bichir) is the source of this 4127-nucleotide messenger RNA. RefSeq lists its product as uncharacterized. The transcript is spliced from 3 exons. Gene Ontology annotation, biological process: phosphatidylinositol phosphate biosynthetic process; intracellular signal transduction. Gene Ontology annotation, molecular function: 1-phosphatidylinositol-3-kinase regulator activity. Gene Ontology annotation, cellular component: phosphatidylinositol 3-kinase complex. The record is from RefSeq and is a predicted model, not a curated record. NCBI's taxonomy places the organism in Eukaryota, Metazoa, Chordata, Cladistia, Polypteriformes, Polypteridae. Bases 485 to 1774 code for a protein of 429 amino acids.
AGAGAGAAAAAAAGAAAGAGAGUCAGAGUGGAGUGGCGCAGCGGAGUUUUUUGGCAACGAGCUAACGGGUCUGCAUGGACGUGUCUGUAUCAGUGGCUUCUCCUGAUCCGAGUACACGGCAGGCUCAGUUAAUGCAACGGUGGAUUCUUUCAAGGAGACUUUGGCUGCAAAGGGCGAAAUCCACAUGGCUUUUCUUACAACUUUGAGCCAGGAUUGCUACAAUUUUCUACGCUGAAGUUUUUUUUCUUUUCGCUUCUUUUUUUAACAUUACCUGAUAACCGCAAGUUUCUCCGGAUUACCUCCCAAUGCCGUGACUUGGCUUACCCACCUGCUGGCGUAUUUCUGGUGCACAUGGAGAUGGUUUCAAUUAUGGCAGCACUGCACAGAAGUGGAAACCAACGGGACCAGGAUUGUGUGCAGCUGAGGAUGGAGUGUUCGGUAGCGGAGGGGGACGAGGAGCCCAACCUGUGUAGGGGUGUUUGAGAUGGUGUGGGGGGCAGCCCCGAAAGAUGAGAAGGCAGAGAGAGAAACCAAUAGUGACAACACUUCUGGCGCAAGGCAGGUACAGCAGCGACAGAUCCUACCAGGCAACCAGCAUCCAGAGUUUCGUCAGCCUGACACACCCCAUACAGUACAAUUUUUUAAUUCCAGGCUCUUGAAUCCUCCAACUGAAGCUCAAUCAUUCAAUUGGUCAGCUGUGCAGGAGUCUUCAUUAUCUGGACGUCCUCUGAAUAGUCUUAAUCUACAUUUAAACCCAAACUUAGACCAAGAAUCAUUGCUAAGCAACCAUCAUCUUAACAGCCCUUCAGACUUGGGACACAGACCGUUUUUGGUUGAUCAAGUGAAACAACACAAUUUGAAUUUUCUUCCAGUGAGCCAAAGGCACCAUCAGAUCUCAAUAGAAAAAGCAGAGAGGCAGACGAUCCCAGACCACAAGCCAAUAAAAUGUUUCAGUCCCCUGCAAAUUCCUGUCCAUUGUUGCUGGCAGAGACAGUGUCCUCUCCAUGGUGAUUGUACACAAGUGGAUCCUGAUCAGGAAAGCCAUGACUCAACCCAAGCAGUAAUACAGUGCAGUUUAAACCUUGGUGUAGACAAGCAAGCAGUAUGUUCUGAUGACCAUCUUGAACCUCAACUCUCAAGUCCCCAGCAUUCACAGCCAAGCCUUGUGCGAUUUACUUCACAGCUACAAUGGAACAACUUUAAUAGUUCACCAACAGAUCCAAACAUUGAAGCAGUAAACCCGUUAACCCACUAUCGCACAUUUCGUGGCACUGAGCGAGAAACCAUCGAGAAAGCAGUGCAAACUCUAUUGGCUGGAGACAUAUACUGGGGCCCACUGCUGGUUGAGGAGGCCCAUCGCCUUCUACUGAAUACCAGAGUGGGUGUAUUUUUGGUUCGGGACAGCAUGCAGGGAAAUCAUUUAUUCAGCCUAAGCGUGCGUACCAGUACUGGACCACGCAGCCUUCGAAUUCCAUUCAAAGAAGGACGUUUCUGGUUGAAAGACCUGAGCGCGGACUGUGUAGCACGCCUCCUUGAAAUGGUUGUGGAGCGCACACGGACGCAGCCCCUUAAAUGUGAUGAAGGGAUUCAUAUUGUGCUCUCUAGGCCUCUCAGAAAAAGCCCACUUCCCAAACUUCAGGAGCUGUGCCGUCAGGCAAUAAUGGAAAGUUUGAGAGGCGCAAAAACAGAGGGCAGCUGGGCAGAUUUGAUUGCACAACUUCCCCUGCAGCCAAUGCUCAUCAAGUACAUUCUGGAGUUUCCCUUCAGACUUUAAAGAGUUCUCAUCAAGUAGUGGAUUCAGUGAUCUUUCUGCCUCUUUCAUUAUGCUGCCUAUGCUCUGGUGCCUUUUGAGCCUAAAGUGGACAUUUUGAUCUUCUGCAGCACAGCUUUUACAUAAUAAUGUGUAGCGUAGUCAAAAUCUGCCUCAAAAGCAGAAGGCUUCCUUCAGUUUGGGUUUUAUUUUGUUCAAACCUUCUCUUCUGUUGUGCCUGCAAAAUGUAGUAAAGUUUGAUUCUUUCACUGUAUAUCGUGAGCGUGCAGGGAUAUCACACAAUAAGAGCUGAACUAGUGUGGAUAUCUCCAUAUGAAAUUGGUUUUGUAAAGUAAUGAAGGGGAUCACCAAGAGAAAAUAUACAAGAAGCAUUUGCCCAAGACUUAGUGAGGUCUUUACCUUUAUUGCAUUGCUACUGAUCUUUGUAAACAAUGCAGGUUUUCUGUACAUGCAAAAAUGUAGAUGUCAUUGGAAAGUUUAGUGUAAGAGGAACGGUGACAAAGACUAUGUUGGCGGGGCACACGCAGUGCUUUUGUUUUUCUGCAUUAAAUUGGCAAUUCAAGUAAUAUACUUACUCAUUAGUCAUGUCUACUGUGUAGCACCAUGACAAGAAGUCUUUCACUUUUUCUCUGCUCCUCUCCCUCUCUCUUUGAAUCUUACACACUCUUUGCAGAUGACAGACUGGGCUUUAACAAUGGAAUCAACAUUCAUGACUCAGGUUGUUCUACUCCUUAAUUUCUCAUUUCCACAGGCUAAUUGCUUUCUCCCCAUCAAAUGGUUUGGACAGAUCAGAGUGCCUAUAAAGCUUUGGUUUGUUAACUUGCCUGUUGCCAACAGUAGCUUUGACUGAUGCAAUGCACAAAAAUGAGAUCAUUUUGUUGUACCAUUUUGCAGUGUGUGCUAAUAUUUUAUAUAUAUAUAUUUUUAUGGACAAUUUCAGCCUUUGUAAGCUAUACACCAGUAGAAAGCUAGUGCUAAUUUUGGUGGUUCGCAGUGAGAUGCGUUGAGAACAUUUCUAGCUUUUCCCAUAAAAUUUUUGGAUGUGUGUUCACUGUCAGGUUUGAUUUUUUUCUCCAAAGGGAAUAUUAUAUUUUAUUAAUAACAGUGCAGUGGUAAGAGACAUCUGGAAGCACUGCAGCUGCACACGCCUUUUGCCUCUCUGCAAACUUCCUUUCAUUUUAAUACAGUCUUCAGGUGAUGCCAGUCUUAAUGUGCUUGAUAGUCUUCUUGGCAUUGUUAGAUGUAGCCAUAUCUAAUAAUAGUUUGACCCUGACAUUGCAAGUCCAUGAAUGAGAAGUAGCUAGCUCUUCUUUCCUGUUAGGGUAGCUAAGAGCUCAUUUGUCCCAGUCACGUUUUAUAGCCAGGGUAUGCACAGCGAGUUGUGUGUGUGUGUGUGUUUUGUUUUUUUUUUUUGUUUUUUUUUUUCUUCCCCUUCCAUCAUCUUGAAACUGUCUACAAGAGACACAAACUUUGUGGCUCUUGUGGGUGCACUAAUUCUAAGUAUUGAAAGCAGGACUAUUCAGUUCCAGACCUCAGAGGUUUUACUACCACUUAGCUAAAAGAGUCACAUGCAUACAGUAUAUAUUCUUGUUUUUCUUCCAUCCCGUGUCAUUGGCAACUUUAAAAAUUGCAAGUAGUUCACGCUUUAAAUUUUCCGAUAAAUUAAUGAGUUAUAAUUAAUAAAAGACAGCAGAAUGACUAAGAGAAAUCACUGCUGUAAAAAAAGAACACAAUGAAAGAAAAUAGAAAGCUGGUGUCUCUUGCUUUGCUGCAGGCAACUUGGGUUUCUCUAGUUUCCCCUUAAAAAGGAGAACAACUGGAUUAAGAGCUUUUCAGCAUAUUAACAGAUUUCCUAAAAAUUGUUAAAGUGUAUAGAGAUGAAAGGAUACAGAGUUUGGAUGAACGAAGAACUGGCAUCUUGUUUGUAAGCCUAUUCUGAACUAUGGGUUAAGAAAAAGAACAAGGAUCUGCCCAAACAACUGGCGAUGAGGAGCUGGAGUAGGACACAUCACAACCACUGUGCAUUUUCCAGGCAUGGGCAGUACACAGUACCAUAAAUGUACUGGUGAAAUCAACUGAAUUCUGUUUUUACUUGAAGCCUUCUCACUAUGGUGUGGCUGUUAAUCUUAUUAACUUUUGACUUGUAUAUUGGCUCAGCUUAUCACGCUAAGAUUUUAAUUUGUUGUUUUGGUGUUUUUAAUUUUUUUUUUUAAUUUUAAAUCAUGAUGAAUGGAAAGAAAAUUACAAAAAAGCUUAGCAACUGUAAAGUUCAAUUAGCUGUCACCCAGCAAACCAUAUUGUUUUGUUUCAGUGAUAUGUCAUUUCUCCUAAAUAAUAAAAUUAUUUUAUAGUACAA